AGGGUUGUCGCUGCCGCUGUUUCCCAGAUAUAUCACUGCAUGAUCAUUGGCGGUCUUGCGUACAGCUAUGUUACAACUGGCGAGGCAAUCAUCUUCUUGAAAAUCGACUGGAAGGAGCAAUUGCUGUUCCAACUUGCGGAGCCACGAGUGGAGGUGCUGGCGCAUCCCGACAAUGCCCUAUGGCGCACAGCUGUCAGUAAGGUCCUUGCCUUCACCCUGCUGGCAAUCGAGGAACAACAUUCCAACCCCGGGCAGGAUGAGCGCUCCCGGGCCAUGGAGCACAUUGGACGGUGG
Messenger RNA from Microdochium trichocladiopsis, 294 nucleotides. RefSeq lists its product as uncharacterized. The record is from RefSeq and is a predicted model, not a curated record. The annotation marks the transcript as partial. The transcript has a single exon. NCBI's taxonomy places the organism in Eukaryota, Fungi, Ascomycota, Sordariomycetes, Xylariales, Microdochiaceae.